AUGACCACCCCCAAUUCGCUAGUGCUCCUCCUCGCCAGCAUUGUGCUCCUGUGUCUCUCCACGGCACAAGCAGGCCCGGGCGUCGACCCGGCAUCGAUAGCGCACCUCCCAUACCAGUACUUCCACGAGGACGGUGUGGGCGGUACGAACGCAGCAUGCUGGCUAUCGCGUCAACCCUUCCCACCCACCGAAGGCGUCCACUGUCGCUUCGCAGACACCAUCUCCCAAGUCAAGGGCCGCCAAAUCCACCAGUGCUCCGGCGAACAACACCUCUUCUGCAACGCUUGCCACGACCUCGAAACCAAACUCACAGAUCCAAAAGAACAGGUCGCCUGGAAGGUCCAAGGUUGCUAA
Moesziomyces antarcticus is the source of this 354-nucleotide messenger RNA. RefSeq lists its product as uncharacterized. Bases 1 to 354 code for a protein of 117 amino acids. The transcript has a single exon. The record is from RefSeq and is a predicted model, not a curated record. Lineage: Eukaryota; Fungi; Basidiomycota; Ustilaginomycetes; Ustilaginales; Ustilaginaceae.